This is a messenger RNA of Salarias fasciatus (jewelled blenny), 6214 nucleotides long. RefSeq names its product ATP-binding cassette, sub-family D (ALD), member 2 (gene abcd2). The record is from RefSeq and is a predicted model, not a curated record. The transcript is spliced from 10 exons. Lineage: Eukaryota; Metazoa; Chordata; Actinopteri; Blenniiformes; Blenniidae. Gene Ontology annotation, biological process: long-chain fatty acid import into peroxisome; fatty acid beta-oxidation; peroxisome organization. Gene Ontology annotation, molecular function: ATP hydrolysis activity; ABC-type transporter activity; ATP binding. The coding region runs from base 129 to 2342 and encodes 737 amino acids. Gene Ontology annotation, cellular component: peroxisomal membrane.
UGUAUCGGGCUGUCUCUCCACAUCAAUCCGGCCAUCGGGAGGCUCCUAUCGGGUUCUAAUGUCGUCGUCGCGGUGAUCGUGGUGCGGGGGAUGGGUGUUGCAGCGGGGAACACUAACGUUUGAGAAAGAUGUCCAACAUCCUCGAUGCGGCGUCCAAAGUGAGAUGGGACCGCUCGGCCGCGGCGAAGCGAGCCGUGUUCCUUGCGGCUGCCGCGUACGGCGUCAAAACACUGUACCCCAUCAUCUGCAAGCAGCUCCGCAAAAACACAGAGCAGGGGAGCAACCGCCGGGGAGCCAGAGCCGAAAAUGGCUCCGCGUUUCCGGAGAACCCUCGGAUCCACGCCGGGGAGCAUAAGAAGGCUUCCCCCGGGGUGAAUGCGGAAUUUUUCAGGCAGAUCCUCGAACUUGGCAAGAUCCUCUUCCCCAAGCUGGUUUCCAGGGAGCUCGGCUUGCUCUCCUUGCACUCGGUGGCGCUCAUAUCCAGGACGUUUCUCUCUAUUUACGUGGCCAGCCUGGACGGGAAGAUCGUGAAAACCAUCGUGGAGAAGAAGCCCAAACGCUUCGUCUUCCAGCUGAUCAAAUGGCUCCUCAUUGCCAUCCCGGCCACGUUCGUCAACAGCGCCAUCCGGUACCUGGAGUGCAAGCUGGCUCUGGCCUUCCGCACCCGGCUCGUGAACCAUGCCUACCGGACCUACUUCACCGAUCAGACCUACUACAGAGUCAGCAACAUGGACGGGAGACUGGCCAACCCGGACCAGUCCCUCACCGAGGAUGUCAUGAUGUUCUCCCAGUCGGUGGCGCAUCUCUACUCCAACCUCACCAAGCCCAUCCUGGAUGUGAUGCUGACCUCCUACACGCUGAUCCAGACGGCCAGAUCCCGGGGGGCUAACGCCACCGGGCCCACGCUGCUGGCCGGCCUGGUGGUCUUCGCCACGGCUAAGGUCCUGCGCGCGUGCUCGCCCAAAUUUGGUAAGCUGGUAGCCGAGGAGGCUCACAGGAAGGGCUACCUGCGAUAUGUGCACUCCAGGAUCAUUGCUAAUGCGGAGGAAAUAGCUUUCUACAGAGGACACAAGGUGGAGAUGUGUCAGCUGCAGAAGUGCUACCGCGCUCUGGCGGACCAGAUGAACCUGAUCCUGUCCAAGCGUCUCUGGUACAUCAUGAUCGAGCAGUUCCUCAUGAAGUACGUGUGGAGCGGCAGCGGCCUCGUCAUGGUGGCCGUGCCCAUCAUCACGGCCACCGGCUUCGCCGACAACGAAACGGCCGACGGACAGACGCAGGUGAUGGUGAGCGAGAGGACCGAGGCGUUCACCACCGCCCGCAACCUCCUGGCGUCGGGAGCCGACGCCAUCGAGAGGAUCAUGUCCUCCUACAAAGAGGUCACAGAGCUGGCGGGCUACACGGCGAGGGUCCACAACAUGUUUGUGGUGUUCGAGGACGUCCAGAAGGGCAUCUACAAGCGCUCGUCGCUGUCGGCCACGGCGGCGACGGAGAAGAAGAGCAAACCCGAGAUGCACAUCGACGGACCGCUGGAGAUCAAGGGUGAGGUGAUCGAUGUGGAUAAGGGCAUCGUGUGCGAGAACGUCCCGAUCAUCACGCCGAACGGAGACGUGGUGGUGUCCUGCCUCAACUUCAAGGUGGAGGAGGGCAUGCACCUGCUGAUCACUGGACCCAACGGCUGCGGCAAGAGCUCCCUGUUCAGGAUCCUCAGCGGCCUGUGGCCCGUGUACGGCGGGCGGCUGCACAAACCCUCUCCUCAACACAUGUUCUACAUCCCUCAGAGGCCGUACAUGUCAAUGGGUUCCCUCCGGGACCAGGUCAUCUACCCGGACUCGGUGGAGGACAUGAGCGCCAGAGGACUGAGCGACAAGGACCUGGAGGCCAUCUUGGAUAUCGUCAACCUGAACCACAUUGUCACCAGAGAAGGAGGCUGGGAUGCUGAGCUGGACUGGAAAGACGUGCUGUCAGGCGGCGAAAAGCAGAGGAUGGGAAUGGCUCGCAUGUUCUACCACAAGCCCAAGUACGCCCUGCUGGAUGAGUGCACCAGCGCCGUGAGCAUCGACGUGGAGGGAAAGAUUUUCCAGGCCGCCAAGGAUACGGACAUCUCCCUGCUCUCCAUCACGCACCGGCCCUCCCUCUGGAAGUACCACACCCACCUGCUGCAGUUCGACGGCGAGGGCGGCUGGCGCUUCGAGCAGCUGGACACGGCGACGCGCCUCUCCCUCACCGAGGAGAAGCAGCGGCUGGAGGCGCAGCUGGCCGGCAUCCCCGAGAUGCAGCUCCGCCUCAACGAGCUCUGCAAGAUCCUGGGAGACGACUCCGUCCUCAAAACGGCCCAGGAGUGAGGGGGGCGGGGGGGGUGAAGAAAAAACAGAGAUAUGGAAAAUUCUGACAAUUCCUUUCUUUCCUCUCUUUUAACGUUUGGUUUUAGAGCGCUCAGCUGUCAGGAUCAGUCUGCUGCCUUCCCAUGUGAUCAACCCAAAUUCGCUGAGACGUUUGAUUUGUUUUACAGCACUUUACUCUGCCUUUAGAGGGCUUCUUCCCUUUCCUUUUAGCCGAAUUCAGACGGAGACCUUUUUUAACCUUGAACCACUAUCAGUAUUCCAGGUCCUUUAUGUGUUUACCUCCAUCAUUUAGUCAGAGAUUUGAACUCAAUUAGGUCAGAAGAGGCCAUUUCCCCCCCCCCCCCCCCCCCCCCCCCCCCCCCCCGUGUCCAAAUAUGCCUUUGUUUGAUUUGUUGUGUUUGGAGCCGCCGCACAGUCCCUUCGCCUUUAUACCUCGCCGUGUCGCAGCGACACACGCAGGAUCCGCUGCGUCUAUUAUUAGAGCAAUUAGUGACGCCGGCCUGGCUCCAAAAACUAUAGCUUUCUGGUUUGCUGAACAAAUACAAUGAGCUUGGAAAGAGGGUCCUCUCCGUAGGGGCGAGCUGACGUGUGUGUGGAGGCAGGAUGGAGAGUGCACAGGGUGCGAUUUGUAAGAUGAAAGCAGAAGACGGGGUGCGUUUGAUGUGUCUCAUGACGUUUAUGAAAUUGUUAAAUGCAAUUGCGGGACGCAGACAGGCGCAGAGACUCGCCGUAGUGUUCAAUCCGAAAGGACGAGCUGCUGAAUCGCACCCGUCAAUAAAUACUGACAACACGAGACUUCAGAAACUGUCCUCUGCUCAGUGUCGAUAGUUCUCAUUUUUUUCCACGGUACGAGCCAGCUGAUUCUCAAUCUAAGCAUACAAACAAAGUUUAAUCGCAGGGCAUUUACAGUUGGGCGACAAAUGAAAUGAUCAGGAAUAAUAGUAUUUUGCAGGCAUGCUUUUGGUCUACAUGUCUUUCUGACUUAAUGAUGAAGUGACAGAGUUAAAUAUUGAACUUUCCUCUGCAGGCAUACAGGAGAACUGCCGGAAAAACACAGUUUGUAUUCAGAUGCAAUCGGCCGAUCAUAAAGCAAACGAAAAACCUGAAAAGAGUUUAAUGAGUUACAGACUUUCCACUCGCGUCGUCUCGAGCCUCAACAUCUUUGUAGUCACGUGCGCGGUUCUCUCAGAUGUUUCAUACUGGCUUCGUUCUCUUUCAUAUCCUUUCGUUUGUCGCCCGUCUGUGUGCAGAAGUGAAAAAGCUCAGGCCUGUUUCAUAAAGUUUAGCGCUCGUGGAGGUUCAAUACGCUUUUCUGCAGCUGUAAAUACACAGAAACGUUUCCAGCUGUUAGUUUUUCGGCAGAUGCUGGCAGUGAUCGUAAUUUGUGAUACUGUGAAACUUUGGUACAGUUUGUUUUGAAAUGAAAAGCUUGUAAAUGCUGAGGUUUUGGUUUUAUUUUUUUUAAUUUUUUUUUUUUAGGUUAUCUCUGAUCUAGGUAACAAACACCUUCCUAAAAUAGGAAGGAGUUUGAUGCCAUCCUGCUCCGUCGCACCUGACUCAAAUGAAUGGGUGAGACGCUGGAACAAUAGCUUUUUUUCCCAUGGUUCAAACCUGUGUACAUGAUCACCAUGUCAUGUACUGAACUGUAAUCAGAUCAGAUCUUUGAAAAGAUUCCUUUCAUUCAUUCUGGCUCUGAAAGAGACAUUAUAAGAGCUGUUACAGUUUAACUUCCUCAUGCUGGCUGACACUAAUUCAUCUUGGAUUUACUGUUGCCUCAGUAAAGUGAUCAUUAAUGUAAGAGAAUUGUGACGAACAGGCCCGAUCAAUGUCGCCUUCAUUCUCGAGCACAGUAUAAUAAUACAUGGAAUGACUAUAAUACCACUAUUUUGGACAAUCAGAUGCAUAAACACUGCUGGAUUUCUCAGUCCACAUCAGCCUGUAAUAAUACAGGCUAAUACAGUCCAGAUCAAUCAUCUGAUUUGUUAUGAAUCCAGUAUAAAGGAUGUAUCUACAUCUGCAUGUGGAGGCGAUGAAGCUGCAGUUCUGACUCUUAAAACCUUGAAAGUCAUUGAAGGAACUCGUGUUUUACCCCAGAAUGUGACUGAAGAAAUAGAAAAUAUCAAUUUCCACAUAUCAGUGGAGGUCCAGGGCUGUAGGCUACUUUGCAAGGCGAGCAUGCCAACACUGACAGCACUGUUGGCCUUUCUAAAGUGCGUAGUCAGCCUUUUCUGGAGUUUCUCAACGAACCUUUUCUGUGCUGUCAGUCCAACUCUGUCGACAGGACGGCUCAUGAGCCGCCGAAUGACACAGGGUGGAAACAGUCAGAUAGAAAACAGACAUUUUAUUUAGAAACGAUAGAAUUAAAAACUUAAAUUUUUCUCAUGUUUUCAUGUGAUUCUUCUAGGUUCCUGUAGGCUUCAUAUAAACUUGUAUUUUUUAACUCAGAGGGACAAUAGGUUUUUAUCCCAUUGCAGACUUUUUACCUGCAUACAAGGGCUGAGAGUUGGUGAUGGUCAAGGUGCAACAAGCAGAAAAAGGAAAGAUUUUCAGGGGAUCGAUCGGUUACGAUUUAUACAUAAAAUCUCCCUCAUAGAAAGUUCUCUGCAUGUGACAGAGGACUCAGCAACAGUCGGAAAAAUCUACGCUAAAACGAGCUUUACUUCAAACCCAUAGGAGUAACAACAAAAUCAUAUAUAUUAAUUAGUGCAGACGGAGUUAUUCUUUGACCACAAUGUGGUUCAAACUCUAACACACUUUCAAAACUCCUGAAGUAACCAAACAAAUCCAGUGUGGCACAAACAGCUGCUGCCCCCUAGUGACCAAAAAUAUAAACUGCAUUUUGAAUUCUCUUCAUUUUCUCUAAUAGUGGAACUCAAUUUCUUCAUUUGUUAACUUUAAAAUCGUUAAAGUUAACUGUAUUUCUUUUGAGGUGUUGUGAAUCAGCUACACUAUAAUGUUUAAAAGUGAAUCCAUCCCAGAUAAUGAAGCUUUGAUACUGAGCUGGACAUAAGAGAAAUGAUGGAUUCGUUCUGGAUGAUCAGUAGUUUUAAUUUGAAGGAUGGCUGAAGGAGUGAGUUUAUCAGCCUGCAGCUCAGAGAGGUUGUUGAUUCUGCAGAAUCAAGGUCAGAGAAGGAAACUUCCUCUUUCUCAACACUCGUAUAGAUAAAUAAAAAUUACAUGAAUCAAUCCAUUCAACUCGAUAACAAUUGGAACGACAUUCCUAAUUCGUUCCCAAGCAGCAAAAACCUGUGAAUACAUGCGAUCAGGUCAAAUAUAUUGUGUUUAUUUUCAUAAUGUGUUGUUUUAUGAUUGUGUUGAAAGGGCAUGUUGCAUUAUUUUGCCAGAGACAUGAAGACUUGACAAUUGACAUGUGCUGGGAGGACAGUGGGGAAAAAAAUAAAUCUUAAGUUUUCAUUUAUUUGAAUUGUAUCAGGUGUUCAAACCAAUAUAUACAUACAUGAAAGUUUUGCAAAUGACUGAAUGGGUAAUCUACUAAAUAUAAGGAUGAAAUGUUCCCUUAAUUAGAUUGCUGUGUACCCAGCAUGCACUGCUCCUCCAGGCGUUACUACAGUCUGGAGUUACCACUGAAUUAUCGAUAAGAGACUUGGCUCUGUUUGCAGACUCCCGAACAUGUAAUUGUUUCAUCUUUUAACGUCAUGUAACAGUAGCUCAGACCUCGUUUAAUAACAUCUCCUAGUGUCAAUGUAGGAAUAUUUUUUCUUUUUCUUUUUUUUUAAAGAUUACCAUCAAUUUAGUUACAGUAAGAAAAAAAGUAAUCUGUUGAGAAAACACAUUCUGAUGUCACUUUGUGCUGAGAGAUGAAGAUGUAUUUUUCUUGUACAUAAAAUAAAAACAGAACAACCUCAGAGAAA